UCGGGGGGAUUAGGAGAUUGAAAUUUGGUAUAAAUAUUAACACCGUUCUUUUUUUCUAAAAAACGGAAUCUCCACUUCUCGAACCUGAUAAUCUUGCAUUAAAAAACAAAUCCAUAUUAGGACCUCUGGUCCUCUAAUAAUAAUGGUCUUAAUUCGGUGCACUUUUUGGUGAUGACUUUAUGUCCAACACAUCUCAGCCGUUUAUCCCGCAUACUUUUCCAAACCCAGCACUUCUUUCCCACCAAAUCCCACUCUCUGAUUUCCACUUAAUCACAGUCUGACUCCCCUCUCUCUGUCAAAUCACUUCCAUUUCUUCACCAAAAAAAAAAAGAAAAAAAAUAUGAUGCUUUCCCUAAUUCCAUUUUCGUUGAUUUGUGCCCUUCUUUUGUGCUUGCCGUUGGCCGUCGUCUUCACCGUCAACAGCCCAACGGCCGCCACCACCAACUCCGCCAUUGCCAGAGAUCUCUCCAAAUCCCAACAAUCUCUCUUCCCAUCGCCUUUCUCCUCCUCCGCCGCCAAAUCUCACCGAAAACUCGACGUCAAAUCCCUCCCUCCUCCGCCACCUCCGCCGGAGGACGACGAUUCGCUAUUCCGACUCGCCUCCGGAGUCAACUCGCGGCCUUUCCCCCGCACGGCACCGAAGAAGCUGGCCUUCAUGUUCCUCACCACAUCUCCUCUCCCCUUCGCUCCUCUCUGGCAACUCUACUUCAACAAAACCCCCAAAACCCUCUUCAACGUCUACAUCCACGCCGACCCGACCCGGAAUUACGACCCGCCCUUCUCCGGAGUCUUCUCCGGCCGCGUUAUUCGUUCCGAGCCCACGAAACGUCUUUCCCCUACCCUGUCCGCGGCAGCGCGUCGUCUGCUCGCCCACGCGCUACUCGACGACCCGUCGAACGCGAUGUUCGCGCUUCUCUCUCCUUCCUGCGUUCCGCUUCACUCCUUCAACUUCACCUACGAAACCCUAGCGAGGUCGAAGAAGAGCUUCAUCGAGAUUCUGGACAACGAGAUCGGGAGCUACGACAGGUGGACGGCGCGUGGACUGGACGCGAUGUUACCGGAGGUGAAGCUGGAGGACUUCCGGAUCGGGUCCCAGUUCUGGGUGCUGACACGUAAGCACGCGAGGAUUGUCGUUAGCGACAGAAGGCUUUGGUCCAAGUUCGGAUUGCCGUGCGUGAGGCUGGACACGUGCUACCCGGAGGAGAAUUACUUUCCUACCCUUCUCGCCACGCGCGACCCUCGCGGGUGCGUGCCUGCCACGCUCACGCACGUGGACUGGAGAGGCUUAACGGACGGCCACCCGAGGACUUACAUGGCGGCCGAGGUGGGGCCCGAGCUGAUCGCUUCCCUCCGUAGCGACAGGCCGAGGUACGGCGAUGAUGUUGUUGAAACGAACGGCUCUGAUUCGUCGGUCGGAGAAAGGGAAAGGGAAAAGGAAAGUCGAAGGCGAGAUCCUUUCCUGUUUGCGAGAAAGUUCGAACCGGACGCGAUCGGGCCGUUGAUGAGCAUAGCCCGUGACGUCAUUCUUAGGGAUUAGAGUUUGACAUAAAUGGGGGUGUGUUUGUAAGUAAAUCUCUUGUAAUUUUACGGAUAACAAUUUUACUUAUAAAAAGGGAAA
Morus notabilis is the source of this 1618-nucleotide messenger RNA. RefSeq lists its product as uncharacterized. Gene Ontology annotation, molecular function: glycosyltransferase activity. Lineage: Eukaryota; Viridiplantae; Streptophyta; Magnoliopsida; Rosales; Moraceae. Gene Ontology annotation, cellular component: membrane. Bases 341 to 1537 code for a protein of 398 amino acids. The record is from RefSeq and is a predicted model, not a curated record. The transcript has a single exon.